GCCCCGGAUCCCAAGGCCUCUGGCCUCCCCUUGCGGGCGGAGGGAGACGUUGGGGUCCCCGGAGCGGCCCCACGGGAGAGCCCCGACCACCCGGCCUUCGGCACCACCCUCCCCGCAUCCACCCCACCAUCUCGGUCCAGGUCGGCAGGAGCAGGCCGCCAACUCUUGGCCCACCACUGGCUCACUAGGAGGGGAAACUGAGGCCUGGGAAUGGCUCAAGGUCACCAAGGAGAUGGGCCGGCGCUGUCCCUGACCUCAGCCGUCUCGCCGAUGCGGCCGAGGGAGAUCCUCUCUGGGGAGAGGCCGGGUUUGGCAGGGCUGGCCCAGGCUGACUAGGCAGGGAGGGGUUCCCGCUCCAGCCAUAGGACGCGGCGGGGAACGCGCUCCUGCCCUUCCCGAGGGUAGGAUUCUGGGGCAGGGGAAAGAAGUGGGCCCUCCGCGUGAACUCCUGAGCGCCCCCCACCCCGUCACACACUCCCAAGUACCCAACACAGUCCCACGGGGACAUCACAGGCCCAGGAGGAGGCCCCGCGGUGCCCAGGCAGGCCCUUCCCGAGGCCCCCAGCGCUGCCAGGGGACAGCCCCGGGGGCAGCAGCCAGACCCCUGCCCCUGGAAGGGGCCCGAGGCCAUGCCCACCUAGGACUUCAGGAUUAGCGGCACAUGGGCGUCCUCCGCCCCCAUAUAGGGUGCUCCCCUGAGACCUCCAUCCCUUGCCAUGCCACGUCUGUGCCCCUCGGGCAGCCGUCAGGAGUCCUGGCCCCUCCACCCUCAGCAGCCCCUCCCGUGCUGUGGACAUCACAGCCCUGGCCGCGGGACUCCUUCCCAGGACCAGGCAGCCUCGAGCACCCUCCCCCAGCUAUUCCCGGGGCCGGGACCUUCCUGCACCCUCCUCCCGCAGGCAGCCUCUCUGCUCACACUACGGGGAGCAGCAGCCUCUCUGCGUAGAGGACGGGGACAGGACUGUCCCCCCUCUCCAGGCAAUUUGCAGGGAACUUUGAGAGCAGACAGAAGGAAGAGGGAGACGUAGCGGGAGAUUCAGGCAGGAUUUUCUGACAACGUGGGAGUUUCACCCCGGGGUGAUGCCAAGGACCUAUGACAUACGCCUGUGUUCAGGACAGGGACAGAGCAGGGGACUGGGCCUGGAAGAUGAUCACCUGGAUUUGAGGGGCAGCUUCUGGCUGUAGUGAUCUGAGCCACAGAAGCAGCAGGGCUUCCCCAGACGGAGGGGGCUGAGCUGAGGAGCCUGAGCUUGCCCGUGAGGCCUGUGCACAGCACGUCCACUCGGGCAGGAGGGAGGCCUCCCUCAGCUACACCUGGAGGCCGGACAGGUGGGGGGGAGGGCGCCGGCCCCAGGUCGGGGCUCCCUGCCUCUGUGCCUUGUUGAACUCAGCCCAGAUGCCCACCGGGGGCCAGGCCACCUGCUGAAGCCCAGAGAGGGCAAGGGCUUGCCCGGGAUGGCGGGACCAGGCCAAGUGCCUUCAACGGAGUGAAGGAGGCCUCCCACUCAGCCCUGGCCCAUCCAGAAAAGGGGGCUGUAAACUGUGCCUUCCUCCUGAAAGUGGGGAGGUGGCCCAGACAUAGGCCCUGCUGCAGGGCAGGGGCGGGGGGCUUCUAGUGGAGAGGCAGGGAUCGUGGGGUUAGCCAGCGUUACCUGAGCACUUACUGUGCACUGGGCACAGUGCUAAGUGCUUCCCACGCAGUGUCUCCUUCAGUCUCCCCUAGGACCCAGUGACGUGGGUGCAGCCCCCAGCCCGAUGUGACAGAGCUCCUACCCCAUCUGGGAGGACUUCAACUCCAAGGCCACGAAGCUGCAUUCCCAGCUGAGGACCACUGUGCUGGCUGCUGUGGCCUUCUUGGAUGCCUUCCAGAAAGUGGCAGACAUGGCCACCAACACCCGAGGGGCCACACGGGACAUUGGCUCGGCGCUCACGCGCAUGUGCAUGCGCCACCGCAGCAUCGAGACCAAGCUGCGGCAGUUCACCAACGCGCUGCUGGAGAGCCUCAUCAACCCGCUGCAAGAGCGCAUCGAGGACUGGAAGAAGUCGGCCAACCAGCUGGACAAGGACCACGCGAAAGAGUACAAACGAGCCCGGCAUGAGAUCAAGAAAAAGUCUUCAGACACGCUGAAGCUGCAGAAGAAAGCGCGCAAAGGGAAAGGAGACCUGCAGCCGCAGCUGGACAGCGCCCUGCAGGACGUCAACGACAUGUACCUGCUGCUGGAGGAGACAGAGAAGCAGGCGGUGCGCCGGGCCCUGAUCGAGGAGCGCGGGCGCUUCUGCACCUUCAUCACUUUCCUGCAGCCCGUGGUGAACGGCGAGCUGACCAUGCUGGGAGAGAUCACCCACCUGCAGGGCAUCAUCGAUGACCUAGUGGUGCUGACCGCGGAACCACACAAGCUGCCCCCCGCCAGCGAGCAGGUGAUCAAAGACCUGAAGGGCUCAGACUAUAGCUGGUCCUACCAGACCCCCCCGUCGUCGCCCAGCGGCUCUGGCUCACGGAAGUCCAGCAUGUGCAGUGCCCCCAGCAGCGGUAGCAGUGCCAAGGGUGGCGGAGCCCCGUGGCCCGGGGGUGCCCAAACAUACUCACCCAGUUCCACCUGUCGCUACCGCAGCCUGGCACAGCCAGCCACCGCCGCCGCCCGCCUCUCCAGCGUCUCCUCCCACGACUCUGGCUUCGUCUCCCAGGAUGCCACCUACUCCAAGCCCCCCUCACCAAUGCCUUCAGACAUCACCAGCCAGAAGUCCUCCAGCUCCGCGUCCUCAGAGGCCUCGGAAACCUGCCAGUCCGUUAGCGAGUGCAGCUCCCCCACUUCGGACUGGGCCAAGGCGGGCCCCCACGAACAGCCCUCAGGCACCAGCCUGCAGCGGAGGAAGGACCGGGCUGAGCACCCCCGAGACACAGAGCCAGGCCUGGCCAGCGGGGGCACCCUGGGCCCCAGUGGGGAGGAGGCCCCACGACCCCGCAUGUCCCCUGCCACGAUCGCAGCCAAGCACGGUGAGGAGGUGUCCCCGGCAGCCAGCGACCUGGCCAUGGUGCUGACCCGCGGCCUGAGCCUGGAGCACCAGAAGAGCAGCCGGGACUCGCUGCAGUAUUCCAGCGGCUACAGCACGCAGACCACCACGCCGUCGUGCUCUGAGGACACCAUCCCCUCCCAAGGCUCCGACUAUGACUGCUACUCCGUGAACGGCGACGCGGACGGCGAGGGCCCCGCCGAGUUCGACAAGUCCUCCACCAUCCCCCGCAAUAGCAACAUCGCCCAGAACUACCGCCGCCUGAUCCAGACCAAGCGCCCGGCCUCCACGGCGGGGCUGCCCAGCGCCUCGGGCGCACCCCCCGGCGUGGCCACCAUCCGCCGCACGCCGUCCACCAAGCCCGCCGUGCGCCGCGCGCUCUCCAGCGCCGGCCCCAUCCCCAUCCGGCCGCCCAUCGUCCCCGUGAAGACGCCCACGGUGCCCGACUCCCCCGGUUACUCGGGGCCCACGCGGGCGGGCAGCGAGGAGUGCGUCUUCUACAGCGACGAGGCCGCCUCGCCCCUGGCGCCGGACCUGGCCAAGGCCUCGCCGAAGAGGCUGAGCCUGCCCAACACGGCCUGGGCCAGCCCGGCCCCCGAGGCGGCCAGCUACGCCGGGCUGGCGGCGGACGACGACGAGCAGCAGCAGCUGGCCGCCAACCGGCACAGCCUGGUGGAGAAGCUCGGGGAGCUGGUGGCGGGCGCCCACGCCCUGGGCGAGGGCCAGUUCCCCUUCCCCACCGCCCUGGCCGCCCCCGCCGAGGAGACGCCCAGCCCGCCCCCCGCCGCCGCCGGUGACCCCCCCGCCGAAGACAUGCUGGUGGCCAUCCGCCGCGGGGUGCGGCUCCGCAGGACCGUCACCAACGACAGGUCGGCGCCCCGCAUCUUGUGAUGGCGCCACCCUCCCGCCCUCUGGCCCCUUGAGAGGCCGGUGGCCUGGCUGGUGAACAGCAGACGCUCAGAGCGAAGGCACAGCGUGGAGAGCAGAACCAGGCAAGCUUUCGGUUUUUUGUUUUUUAAGUCACAUGAGGCAAAGCCACUGGAUGGAAAGACACGUGUCUUGGAUUUCAGUACUUAAACGGGAAGUGACUUCUUUAACACAGCUCGCCAGCUCUGAGCCUACAGGCCUUGAACUGGAUUUGGAGCCUGUUUUUUACGUCUCUUGCCUGCUCUGCCCUCCUCUUCCUCUUCCAAGGCCCUGCCUUUCCCUGUCUCAGUGCGCCCUGGUCUGGGCCCUAGGGCCGCAGCUUAGGCGACCAGGCCCAGCUUCUCCUGAAUGCCAGCCGCACCCCACCCCCCGCCCCUGGCCGGGCUCCUCUCUCCUCCCUUCUCUCCUCUCCCAGGCUCCCCUCAGUCAGGGAGGCAGGCUGUCUGUGGAGGGGCCAGGCACCCAGUCGGGCCAAGGUGUCAGAUUUGACUGAAGCUACACAAAAUGGCAUUUGGGUAGGGAGCACAGAUUGAGGUGGGAAGGUCCACCCUGCUGUGGGGGGAACGCGGCCCACAGGCCCAGGGCCCCAAGUUAAAUCCUGGGGAACUGUGUGGAGGAGGCCAUGGACGCUGAAGUGCGUGGCUGAGGUUGAGGGCAGGGCAGUGGGGAAGGAUCCAGAGGCCUGACAGUCAUCUGGCCAGCCCUCCGGGAGCUGCUUUCAGAUGAGACUUUAACUCUGGUGGCACUUUGGUCACGGUUUCGGCCACCUUUGGGGGUAGGGGCUGGAGCUGUAGAGGGUAUGGGGGGUUAUUUUAUGAAUAUAAUAAUAAAAUAGAGCUGAUUGGACAAGGACUAUGUGUGGGGACAGGGUGGACAGUACAGGGUGUCCGAGAGUGCCUGAGGGACAAGGGGUCCUCACAGUGGCCCGGUGGGCCCAUGGCCGGAGGUGGCCUCCCCAAAGCCAGGGGAUAGUUGUUUUUUCCUCCAGUUUCUGGAGCAAAGCCAAAAUAAGGUUGGGGAGGGCCAAGGUGGGGCCUCCAGCACGACUGCUUGGAUGGGGGUGAGGUGUGAUCCGGGGAGAUUGGCUUUGACUCUCUGUUGCCAGAGGAGAUGCCAUCCCGGUGCAGUCCCCCCAGCCUCCAGUCCUGUGCUGGUGGUGGGUGCAGGGUGGGGGUGCCCUCCCCUCCAUUUAUCGAGUCCCUCCAACUCUAAGCAGCAGGUAGAAGCAGGUGAGUCUAGGGCGAGUGGAGGGCUUCCUGUUGUCCUGCAGGCCAGCAGAGAGGGUGGCCGGGCUCGGAGGGCAGCAGGACCACAGGGCAGGGGCCUCCCGGGGUCAGGAGAGCGGGCUUUUCCUGGUCUGGAUGGGGUGGGGUUGGGUCUGAGUCAGUGCCAGGCUGGAGCUCCUGGUAGUUCUGCAGGGAACUGGGAUCCAAGCAAGGUGGCCAGGCAGGUCUGGGGAACCAAGGAUGCUCCUGAGUGGAUGGAGCCCCCCGGGCUCCCCAAGCACAGAUGGAGAAUGGUUUCUGUAAGUUGCUAGGUCUGAGAACAGCCUUGCUGAAUGCUCAGACCAACCUGAGAGCCCGGGUUAGGGCACCUGGAGAGAGGGCCCAGGUGCGGGAAGGCCUGGAGCGCCGGGAGAGCAGGUGGCCGGUGUAAGGAGCCGCGGGGGUGGGGGGGGGGUUUGCACUGCCCCUACCCGAAGGGCUGUGCUGGUCUUUACCCCGGUGGGCUGAGGGAGGAAGAUGCAGGAUGUGUGAUGUGAGCAGGGUAAGGAGCGGUGGGGGGUAGGGUGGGGGGUGGCUUGGGAGGCCUGAGGAGGGGCCCCCAGGCUCAUGCCUCCUCCCCUCCAAGCCACCCCAGGGUGUACAUAACUCCUCCAUCCCCCUGACCACCUAUCUCCCAGUUAGUGACCACCUCUUAGGCCCACUCCCUUGGGAUCCGAGCCAACCAUCCCACAUCACAAACUUUGGUUUGGGGGACUUCUUUACGGUUUUUUUUUUUUUUUUUUCAUUUUUGUACAGAGAAAUAUUCUUUUCAAAAGCGUCUUUUGACUGAAGUAACUUUUCUGGUGCUGUUGUUAACUUGUUCCUUUUUUUAAUUUAUUUCCCCACCCGAGUCUCCCCUCUUGGCUCCUACUCACCCUUUCUUCCCUCCACCCCUCCCCACCCAGCCCCAUCCCAUCUGACCCAUUUUGUUUCUUUUCUUUCUGUCCAUUUUUUGGAUAAAUGAUCCUUUCCUCCCUGCCCCCUCCACCCCGCCCUCCCCUCGAUUGAAAUAGUCACUGCUACAAGUAACAAAUGCACUGUGAAGAUUCCAGUAUUAAUAAAGUUGUACUGUAAUUAA
Molecule: messenger RNA, 6282 nt
Organism: Nyctereutes procyonoides (raccoon dog)
Lineage: Eukaryota; Metazoa; Chordata; Mammalia; Carnivora; Canidae
Gene: MTSS2
Product: MTSS I-BAR domain containing 2
Exons: 14
Coding region: 1882-3903 (673 amino acids)
Biological process (GO): plasma membrane organization; cell projection assembly
Cellular component (GO): actin cytoskeleton; cytoplasmic side of plasma membrane
Molecular function (GO): phospholipid binding; actin binding
Source: RefSeq, a predicted model, not a curated record